Molecule: messenger RNA, 972 nt
Organism: Moneuplotes crassus
Lineage: Eukaryota; Ciliophora; Spirotrichea; Euplotida; Euplotidae
Source: the annotation of a GenBank genome assembly
AUGCAAACAACAUCUGUUCUGAUUACUUUGGGACUUGUCUCAUUGGCAAUCGUUGGCCUUUAUCAAAGCUCUGACGAUCAACUUGAAGCCCAGUUUACUAGCUUCCUGAUUCAAUUUGAUAAGAGCUACCAAACUGAAGAAGAAUAUAACUAUAGAAGAUCUAUUUUUAACAAGAAUUUGGAGACCAUCAAUGCUCAUAAUGCCAAAGGACUCUCUUGGACUCUUGGAACUGAUGAAGAGUACAAAGCAAUUCUUGGAUACAGAAGGAGCCACAACCUCCAGAGCUCUAACCUCAGAACUAUUAAGUCCAAGGGUGUAAAAGAUCUUCAGAGUAUUGACCAUGUUUCUAAUGGAUAUGUCAACCCAAUCAAGGAUCAAGGAGCUUGUGGAUCAUGCUGGGCUUUCGCUGCAGUUGCUUCUGUUGAAGGUGCUUACGCUAAGGAACAUGGAGAACUCAAGAGAUUCUCAGAAGCUCACUUGAACACUUGUGAUAAGUUCUCAGGGGGAUGUCAUGGAGGAUGGGCCAUCAAUGGUAUCCUUUUCUUCACCCAAAGAGGACCAAUUCUUGAGAAAGAUUAUCCAUAUACUUAUUUCAAGUCUGAAUGUAGAGAAGAAGAAUUCGAAAUUGAUCAUCCAACUGUUCCAUAUGCUUACAGAGUUGAAGAUGAUGAAGACUCUCUAUAUGAAGCUUUGACUCAUAACGUUGUUGCUGUUGCAAUCAGGGCUGAAAAUCCUGAAUUCAGAAGCUACAGAGGUGGAGUCAUUGAUGGUGAAGCCUGCGGAACUGAAAUGGACCAUGCUGUCACUCUUGUCGGAUAUGAAAAAGAAACCGAUAGUUGGAUUGUCAAGAACUCUUGGGGAGAACACUGGGGAGAGAACGGAUUCGUAAGAAUUAAGAGAAGAUCAGGAAAGGGAGUCUGCGGUAUUAACCAAGACACUGCACAGGCUGUUUUCAGACCAGAAGAUUAUUAA